AGUAUAGGUUUAGUUGGUCAUAAAUUUGGCAGAUUGGUAACGGCUGGAAGCUUAUUAUUUAAGUAACCAAAAGAAAAUAAAGUAUUUUAUCAAAUUAGCCAAAAAAUUUGCAUAAUUUAAUUACUAUUAGAGCGAUACAGAUUUAAAUCAAUAUAAGUUUAAAAUAAAACCAUGACUGAGGAGCAAAUAAAUAAUCUAUCUAUACAUGAAGAUGAUGAUGUGGUGGAUCCCUGGAAUGUGGCUGGAAAGUCUGAAACGGGGAUAGAUUAUGACAAGCUUAUCAAAAGAUUUGGUAGUCAGAAAAUAGAUGAAGAGGUUAUAGCAAGAUUCGAGAAGGUUACUGGCAAGAAAGCACAUCACUUCCUAAGACGAGGCAUAUUCUUCUCUCACAGGGAUAUCCACAGUAUUUUGAACCUGGUGGAAUCCGGAAAGAAGUUUUAUUUAUACACGGGAAGAGGUCCAUCUUCAGAUAGUAUGCAUAUUGGUCAUAUGAUACCAUUUAUGUUCACAAAGUGGUUGCAAGAAGUGUUUGAUGUUCCACUGAUAAUACAACUCACUGACGACGAGAAGGUUAUGUGGAGGGAUAUAAAGGUAGAAGAUGCAAGACAGAUGGCUUACAGCAACGCCAAGGAUAUUAUUGCUGUGGGAUUUGAUCCUUCCAAUACAUUUAUAUUCAAUGAUUUAGAUUUUAUUGGACAAUGUCCAGCAUUCUAUCAAAAUAUGUUGCGGAUACAGAGGUGUGUGACAUUCAAUCAGGUGAAGGGGAUCUUUGGGUUCGGUGACUCGGAUGUUAUCGGGAAAAUUACCUUUCCGUCUAUAGAGGCUGCGCCUGCCUUUUCCACUACAUUCCCAUUCAUUUUUGAUAAUAAAGUGGUACCUUGUCUUGUUCCUUGCGCCAUCGACCAGGACCCGUACUUCCGUCUGACCCGUGAUGUAGCUCCACGUCUUCGUCUCCCAAAGCCAGCGCUUCUGCAUGCUACGUUCCUACCAGCCUUACAGGGAGCACAACACAAAAUGUCUGCAAGUGAUCCAAACGCAUCCAUCUUCCUUAAUGACACUCCGAAGCAGAUUAAGAAUAAGAUCAACAAGUAUGCGUUCUCCGGCGGGCGGGCGACGGUUGAAGAGCACCGAGAAAAGGGCGGGAACACUGACGUUGACAUUUCAUACAAAUACCUCACGUUUUUCCUAGAAGAUGACGACAGACUAGCUGAGAUAAAGAAGCAGUACGAAUCUGGCGAAAUGUUGACCGGUGAACUGAAGAAGAUAGCCAUCGAGACCAUAACCCCCAUCAUCACGGACUACCAGCAGAGGAGGGUCAAGGUCACCGAUGACGUCAUGAACGAGUUCUUCGCUAUCAGGAAACUCAACUUCUAGCACUUCGCCUAAUCACAAUAUAUAUAAAUAUCAUUGUAUGAUUUAAUAAGAAUAAUGACAGGAAUUAACCUAAUUUUCAUAUGUAUAUAACCAGUACGUUAAUUUAUGUUAAAGAUAUUCUGGGUUUAAAUACAUUAUGGCAUUUAAGUUUAGCGUAGUUGGUGUUGUAUGUAUGCAUAUUAGUGUGUUGCCAGUUUUUAUGACAACCUUGAAGCUAUCAGUUUCUUUAUUUUGCAUAAUUUAUUAUAUUUAUCAUUUAACAUAAAAAUAAAUUGUAUUUCUUAACAACAUAUUUAAAUAAUAAGAUUACUCUUGUGUUAUUAUACUUGGAUGUAUUUCCUUUGAAACCCUAAGAAAUUUACAUGAUAAUGUUUGAAAAAAAAAAGGAAUUUUUAAAAAUAUUUAGCUUCCCUUCACUUUAAUUAUGAGACUCUGCUAUCAUUGUAACAAUUUUAAUAUGCAAUAAAAAUACAUACAUGCAUUUUAUAUUUUUGUCCAAUUUAAUUUUCAAUAGUCUUUGUAUCGAUUGAAUAAAAUAAAUAGUUAAUAAUAAUAUGUAACCUCUUUAAUGUACUGGUAGUGUUGUAAUGUUCCUGUUAUCUCUUACUGCAACAUUCACCUGGCCUUAUAAUGGCUGUGCUUGAAACAAAAUUUAUUUAUUUUCGCUAAUAAAUCGCAUUUUUUUUAAAUUU
This is a messenger RNA of Danaus plexippus (monarch butterfly), 2066 nucleotides long. It is a transcript of the gene TrpRS, whose product is annotated as tryptophan--tRNA ligase, cytoplasmic. Gene Ontology annotation, cellular component: cytoplasm. NCBI's taxonomy places the organism in Eukaryota, Metazoa, Arthropoda, Insecta, Lepidoptera, Nymphalidae. Gene Ontology annotation, molecular function: tryptophan-tRNA ligase activity; ATP binding. Gene Ontology annotation, biological process: tryptophanyl-tRNA aminoacylation. The record is from RefSeq and is a predicted model, not a curated record. The transcript has 9 exons. Bases 172 to 1374 code for a protein of 400 amino acids.